Raphanus sativus (radish) is the source of this 2653-nucleotide messenger RNA. RefSeq lists its product as uncharacterized. The record is from RefSeq and is a predicted model, not a curated record. The coding region runs from base 141 to 2390 and encodes 749 amino acids. The transcript has 3 exons. NCBI's taxonomy places the organism in Eukaryota, Viridiplantae, Streptophyta, Magnoliopsida, Brassicales, Brassicaceae.
UUCCAAACAUAAGCAAGUAGCCGUUACGAUUCUCUUUCCACAAUCUCUCCCUCUUUCAAAAUCCUCAGAUCUGUGUUUCUUGAUCUCGCGAUUUCUAGGUCUAAAUUCUUUUACUUGAACGAACAACAAAAAGAUCUCUCAUGGCUUCUCCUCCAAUCCCAAACAGACCAAACCCUAAACCCAGAAACUCCGAGGCCGGUGAUCCUUUGCGCCGGAGUUUCGGAGGCAACCCAUUUCCGGUCAACUCUAAAGUCAACGUCCCCUCAGAUGUUUCGCGGAGGAACUCUUUUGGUGGCAGAGAAAACAGUCGGCUUGACUUUAGCGACAAAGAGAACGAGACCAAAGCUUUUCCUCCAACUACUCCAAAAGGUUCCAAGAACUUCAUGUCCCCAACAAUCUCAGCUGUUUCCAAAAUCAACCCAUCUCCAAGGAAGAGAGUGAUCUUGUCUGAUAAAAACCAAGUCUCUCGUUCGCUAUCUGAUGUUAAAGGCUUAACCUUUGAGGAGGAUACCAAAAGCCAUCAGUCAUGCGUUUCGUUUUCAGAUGAUGAAAAGAAGAAGCGGUUUGAGCGACCACAUGACAUGACUGUCACUGAUUUCGAUGAGAGUGAAGUUCUUGACGACAAGGGGAUUGUUUAUUCUGAUCCAAGGUUCAGGAUUAGCCCUCGCCCUUGUCUUCCCUACACAUCUCCUGAGUUUCCAGCUGCUCCAUCGUUGUUGCCUCCUUAUGAUCCCAAGAAGAACUAUCUGUCGCCAAGGCCUCAGUUCCUUCAUUAUAGGCCUAAUCCAAGAGUUGAGAAGCAUUUCGAUGAGUGUAAGCAGCUGGAGGAGCUUUUCAUCUCUGAAAGCUCUUCUUCCGACACUGAACUGUCUGCCGAGGAACAAGAGAAGGAUGUUUCUCAUGAAGGUGGAGACGAGGCAGUAGCAGGAGAAAAGACUGAAGAUGUGGAGCAAGUGGAAUCAGAGAGUGAUGAAGAAAUGGUCUGUGAGAGCAUUGAAGUGACGAGUCAAGUUCCAAAACAGUCAGGUUCCAGACCAUUCAGGUUCAUUGGUUGGUUUCUGGCUCUGUCUUUGGGGUAUCUGUUGGUUUCAGCGUCAUUUUCUGGACCCACCGGACUUUCAAUUCUUAUGGAAUCACCUUUACACGAGUUCCAUCUCCCAAACGGCAUCAAAGAGUUUGCAGAAGGUAACAAGUUGGAGGAGUUGAGUGAAAGGCUCUGGACUUUGACAGAAGCAUCGCUUGUGUACGUGAGUAAGAUGAUGUCACGGCUAGGAGGAGUAACCGAGGAAUAUGCUCCAUUGCAGUUUCAUAACUUGACGUAUAGUUUGGAAGAGAGUACUGUUUUCCAGCCAACAAGAGUUGAAAUCAAUGGAGAACCAUUACACGAGAAGGUCAGAGGUGAAGACAGUCUUGAGGAUGACUAUGAACAUGAAUUUGAGGAGGAGAGUGGCGAAGAGGAAAACUCAGAAAUAGAAGAUGGUAAAGUUGAUGAGGAGACUGAGAUGCCACCAGGCACAGACAUAGAGUUGAAGGAAGGUGAAAAGAAAUUGGAAGCUAUUGUGAUUGAAGAACCUGAGGUGAUUCUUGCUGAAGUAAACAAUGAUGCAGAAGGUCUUGAAUCUCAAGAAAAUCUUGAAACUGGAUCAAUCAAAAAGGACCAGGUUGAGAUAGAAGCUGAUACUGAAGCUAUCUACAUUGACCAGCAUGAUGUUGAAACCGCUGCCAUUAAAGCGCACCAGCAAAUAGACAGUGUGUUGGCUGAUGCUGAAAGUGGAGCAGAAGAAGGUUUCAGAGAUAUAACAGCUGAAACUAGUGAUGAUCUUCAUCCUGAAGUGGCUGGUGCUGAAAGUGAACCAGAAGAAACUGUUAGAGAAAUUGCAGCAGAAACUAGUGAAGAUGUGCAUCCUGAAGCAAGAUCAUUUAACAAGGCAAUGAUAGUAUUGUCCUCGACCGUGAUGGUUCUACUUGCAGCGGUUGCUUUCUUGUUCACUAAGAAGGCAAAGCAUGUGACUGUAUCUGCUUCUGAACCAGCACCUGAGCCAGUGGAGAAUCUGGUGAAAGAAAAGCUAUCUUCAUUGAAUAUCCAGGCAGAAGUAGAAGAAGAAGUUGAUGACAGAAUAAGUAACAGUGUCCAUAAAAAGAGCUCAUCCCUCAGCAACAACAAAGGACCUAAAGAACAGGAAAGCUUAGGAGGCAACAACAGCAAGCUGAGGAGAGAAUCAAUGGCAUCAUCAGCAUCAGAAUACUCCGUAGGCUCUUUCUCAUAUGGAAGUUUCACAACUUACGAGAAAAUACCCAUCAAAAGUGGAGAUGGAGAGGAAGAGAUGAUAACACCUGUGAGACGUUCAAGCCGAAUCAGGAAACACCUCCAACCUUCUUCUAUGCUAUGAGAAAGAGAUACGCAGGCUUGUCACUGCACUACUCUGCAAUCUUUAGUUUCACAUUGCACCACUCUGCAAUCUUUAGUUUCAUAUGAAUUUAGAAUUAGCUUUCUUAUGAGUGUUCUAAUCUCUUGGAUUGUAACUGAACUUGUUUGGAUAUGGAGUUUGUUUCCUUGUGUUGUCAAUCACAAUCGUUAUGUGUGGAAGUUGGAUGAGAGGCCUCUCAUCCUACACCCAUGAGGUUUUUAUCGUUUUGACCGAUCAUUUGUUCA